Messenger RNA from Sugiyamaella lignohabitans, 531 nucleotides. RefSeq lists its product as uncharacterized. Lineage: Eukaryota; Fungi; Ascomycota; Dipodascomycetes; Dipodascales; Trichomonascaceae. The coding region runs from base 1 to 531 and encodes 176 amino acids. The transcript has a single exon. The record is from RefSeq and is a predicted model, not a curated record.
AUGAAAUUCGACGAUCUCCAGGAUCUAGCUGGAACACUACACAAUAUGAGCGAGAGCAACGACAAGAUUGAAUUUCCAGCCGCUUCAAAGACUAAGUCAAUUGAAUUGCAAGACGGGCAUAUAAUCGAUGUUGUCACGGUAGGAUUUGAGGACAAGAUUUCAGUCAUGGUCAACUAUGACGGUCGUAUAGGUAAAAUAUACUACGUCCCAUUACUUGCAUCUUCAACAUCACACCUUGCAAAUUACGAAAAUCGGGAUGAUGAUGGGAAUCCGGAAAAUGACUUGCUACCUUUAUCGCAUUUGACUCCAAUGCCGUUGGUUGGUGGCUCAAGCGACCAUGAUGUGCAGGGUAGGCUCUACGCUUCAAUGAUUGCAUCAAUUGUAUCUCGACAAUCACCGGAUGAAAAUCGAACUGUUCUAGUUGGUCUUGGAACUUCCAUAGGCCCGCGACCCGAUGAAGAAAUUACUAUUGAGCAUCGCAAGCAACUGCUUGAGAUUGUAAAACUAGUACAAGAGUGUAGAGUUUGGUAA